AUGCGUGUAAGGUUUUCAUAUUUUGUUCGUCUCUUCGGUUUUUCGGCGGUGUUAACAGCUUUUAUCGUACUGUGGAAAUUGGGGAAUGUCUCAUAUUAUUUGGGAUCUAAAAAGGGUUUCAACCACAGUCAUGAAUCUGAUUACAACGGAAACGGCUUCAACAAUGAAUAUGACAGAUUCACUCGUGAAUUUGAAAGAUUAAACUCAGACUCCGUUCGUUCUAUCCGGUGCAUAGUAAAUGAAAAAUUAAUAGUCGGGUGCUAUUUGCUGAAAUCACAAGAAGUACUCAUACCAUUUGAAUUAGUCCGUAAUUAUUUUAAGGUUUAUGGUUCCCUUGAUUCAUCGUCUAGCACAUUUUAUUGGAAUCACGCCAAUGUUGACAUCCCAAAACCAUAUUUGCAUAAACAUAAUCCUGUCGGUAUAUAUAUGCAGUUUCAUAAAUCCAAUGUAGAAAAACGAGAUAAUGUGAAAUUAAUCGUUGCAGAUGAAGGAGUACCAAUCAGUCAACAAUGGAGUUCUCGCGGUUAUCCAUAUCCAAUUCAAAUAGCACAAUUUGGCUUGAAUCAUUUCAGUCAAUUAGUUAUAUCAGCUGGUCAAGCGAAAUCUGAAAAUGUACGAAAUGUUUUGUCGUUGGACAAUAAAAAUAUGGAGUUAGAUCUUAUUGUUCCCAGUAAUAAUGUAAUUCAUCGUUGGGCUGAUAAAGAGUUUAUACAUAAAUGGAAUGACAGACUUAUGUUAUCAGUUGAUAAACUGAACUCCUAUGGUCAAGUAUUGUCAAUAAUCCCAAAGCUUCAAGAAUGGGAUUAUCUCAUUAUGAGUGGUCGUCAGUGGACAUAUGGAAGCCAUAUUGAAUUAUCACUUUUAUGGUAUCCUCCAGGUGGAAGUUAUAAGAAUUACCCUACAAAAAGUUUAAUUGUAUACAAUUGUUCAUCGUCUCCAAGUAGACAUCAAACCUAUGCCACUAUCAUUCAUAAUAAUAAAGUCACAUAUUGGAUGCCUGAAUGUGAAAAACAAGCCAAGAUAUAUGGAUUUGUUGAUAAUAUCAAGGUAGCACGUGAUCUUUACACUGAUUUAAUGAAAGUAUUCUACGCAAAUCGAAAGUCAUCGGAAUAUACUGGUUUAAGUAGUAUGAAAUUAUUGAAUACUGUUAAUGAUACUAAAAAUCCAUCUCAUGUACAAGUAUUAAAUAUAAACUUCUAUAUUAAUGCCCAAUAUAACACUAAUGAUAUCAUCAUAGAAAAAUUAUACCUUGGUAAAUUAACCAAUUUACAAUUAACAUUUCCAACUGUAAAUAGAAUAAACUUGGCAGAGAAAUUAUUUCAUGAAAUACGUUUUAUAUCUGCUGCUGAUUGGUUUAUUAAGCAUCAAGAUAAAAAGACUGGUGGUUGGUCUGUUAAUGUUCAACGUUCAUUCAAUGGUAGAAAAGCUCUAAAACCUGGAUGGUAUUCUGCUAUGGGUCAAGGUCAAGCGAUUUCGCUUCUAGUUAGGACUUAUAAUUACACUGGGAACCCAUUAUAUUUGGAAGCUUGUCAUCGUGCUUUAGAUUUGUUUAGUGUAAAUAUAAAUCAUGGAGGUAUUCGUUCGUAUUUCCUCAAUCAAUCCGAUUUAGUAUGGUUCGAAGAGUACCCGUUUGAUCCUCCAAUUCAUAUAUUAAAUGGCUUUAUUUAUUCACUCAUAGGUUUAUAUGAUUAUACCAAAUUAUUGGUGAACUCUGUGGAUCCUUUGACUUUAUCCUAUCUUUCGAAAGCUCAAAAUUAUUUAGAUAUAGGAUUAACAAGUUUGUCCAAAUUGCUCCCGCUAUUCGAUUCUGGUAGUGGGAGUUUCUAUGAUCUUCGGCAUCUUUCAACGGCAUAUAAUAAUAAACCGGUAAAACAAGGUCGAUCUAAAUUUUCUAAAAGUUCUUUUCAAUUAUCCACUGGACCCAAUCGAGCUCGUUGGAGUUAUCAUUCUGUGCACAUUAAACAACUUCAAACUUUGGCUGAUUUAGAUCCAAAACAUGCUAUUCAAUGGAAUACUACAGCUAAUCGAUGGAUUGCUUAUCUUCAAGGUUUCAGAUCUCUUCAAAAUUAA
Schistosoma guineensis is the source of this 2070-nucleotide messenger RNA. The record is from the annotation of a GenBank genome assembly. NCBI's taxonomy places the organism in Eukaryota, Metazoa, Platyhelminthes, Trematoda, Strigeidida, Schistosomatidae.